GCUGCUGCACCGACACACACACAGCCCUGCUACAAUGUUAAACUCGGACGACGGUUCCAGACUGGAGUGCAGUGUUGCGGUGGAGCGCGUAGGUGGCGCCUCCUCGGGUCAUGCUGUGCAGCGUCGGACCAUCCGGCGUGCGGCCAUCGUCCUGGGCCGGGACGAGUUCCGAGAGCUGCAGCUGCGUGUGCAGGACGUGCGCGGCGGGCCUCAUGAAAGUUUCCCCCUGCGCGAGUUUCGCCUCCACACUCGAUUCAUCAAGGACGGAAAGUGCACCGUGAGCCUCACGCCGGUCAACGCCCAGCUCCUGAUCUCAGACUGCCCACCGGACCGACUGAAAACGUUCCUCAAGACCCUGAGCAUCAAGCACGAGGCGUCGAAGGGCACCAACCUAAUGAGCGAGAGGGCCAGGAUGAGAGUGGCGCUCCCUCGCAGCUUCGAGACCAUCAGUCCUGUCCAGAUAAAAGAUGUGCAGAAGGCCAACGAGCUGAGGAGCAAAGUGAACGCCCCGCUGCAGAUCCGAAAAGGAUUGAGCGAGAGGUCUGGGAAUAGAGGUAUAGAGGGGCGACAGCAGAUGAAACGAGCCCGAACAGACACAGACUCUAGUCCGGUGAAUGCGCUUCACCCGUCUAAAAAGCCGGUCCUCUCCAUGCCAGUUGCACAGAAGCUCAGUAAAGAGCAGGCGGCCGUUUUAAACGCAGUCCUGACUGGGAAGAACAUUUUCUUUACUGGAAGUGCUGGUACAGGAAAGUCGUUUCUGUUGAAGAGGAUUGUGGGAUCUCUGCCUCCUAAGAGCACCUACGCAACUGCCAGCACCGGUGUAGCGGCGUGUCACAUCGGCGGGACCACACUGCACAACUUUGCAGGUAUCGGAUCGGGUUCGGCUCCUCUCGAGCAGUGUUUGGAGUUGGCGCAGAGACCCGGAGUCCUGCAACACUGGACAAGCUGCAAACACCUCAUCAUCGACGAGAUCUCGAUGGUAGAGGCCGAGUUCUUCGACAAGCUGGAGGCCAUCGCCAGAUCCAUUAGAAGAUCCACCGAGCCGUUUGGAGGGAUUCAGCUGAUCGUGUGUGGUGAUUUUCUUCAGCUUCCUCCAGUUACUAAAGGAAAGGAGAAACCUUUUUGCUUCCAGUCGCGGAGCUGGAGAAAAUGCAUUCACAUGAACAUGGAGCUGACGGAGGUGCGCAGGCAGACGGACCGAACCUUCAUCUCUCUGCUGCAGGCCAUUCGAGUGGGCAGAGUCACAGAGGAGGGCACGGCCCAGCUCCUGAAAAGCGCCAAUAACCCCAUUGAGAGGGACGGUAUCAUGGCAACCAGGCUGUGCACACACAAGGACGACGUUGAGCUCACCAACGAGAACAAACUCAAGCAGUUACCAGGACCGGUGCGAGUGUUCGAGGCUCUGGACAGCGAUCCAAUGCUGGUGAAAACUAUUGACGCACAGAGUCCAGUAGGACAAGUGUUGCAGCUGAAAGUCGGAGCUCAGGUUAUGCUCACAAAGAACCUGGAUGUCCAGAGAGGCCUGGUGAACGGUGCCAGAGGGGUCGUGGUGGACUUCUUGCCAGGAAAUCAAGGUCUCCCGCGGGUGCGCUUCCUGUGCGGCGCGGUGGAAGUGAUGAAACGGGAGCGCUGGACCUUUAAGGCGGCGGGCGGGCUGUACCUGAGCCGCCAGCAGCUCCCCUUAAAACUAGCCUGGGCCAUCUCCAUCCACAAGAGUCAGGGCAUGACUCUGGACUGUGUGGAGAUCUCGCUGGCCCGCGUGUUCGAGAGCGGUCAGGCCUACGUGGCUCUGUCUCGAGCGCGCAGUCUGGAGGGGCUCCGCGUGAUGGACUUCGACCCGCGGGUGGUCCAGGCGAACCCUGAUGUUCUGCUCUUCUACAAGAAGCUGAGAAGAGAGAGGCUUCUCCUCCAGUCCUCCAUGAACGACUUUGUUGGAAAGAACAAGGAGAACAAAGCCUGGUGAUCAUCUUCGCAUGAUUGUGCACUGUGUGCAUUUUUUAAUUUAUUAUGUACCUGCUGUAUCUGUAUAUCAGUACGGGUUUUACAUCUGAUCAUGACCUGUAGUGUUUUUAUAUAUUUUUUUUAAAUAAAGUGAUAUUUUUCUAA
Trichomycterus rosablanca is the source of this 2106-nucleotide messenger RNA. RefSeq names its product PIF1 5'-to-3' DNA helicase homolog (S. cerevisiae) (gene pif1). The coding region runs from base 35 to 1963 and encodes 642 amino acids. Gene Ontology annotation, molecular function: DNA helicase activity; ATP hydrolysis activity. The transcript is spliced from 13 exons. Lineage: Eukaryota; Metazoa; Chordata; Actinopteri; Siluriformes; Trichomycteridae. The record is from RefSeq and is a predicted model, not a curated record. Gene Ontology annotation, biological process: telomere maintenance; DNA repair.